AUGGAGAAAGAAAUAGAAGAUGCAUCCCGCAUAACAACUCCUAUCAUCAAUCCAUCAACGCAGGACAUAUCAAGACCACUACAUCCAAAUUACAUGCCAAGUUACUACGGUCCAGUGCCUCAUGCGUGGUUACCACCUUUUGUGCCUCUUCCAAGUGCCAGUCCAGAUGCAUGGAGCAACCAGCAAAACCAAUGGAACACUACCUCAGCUACCGCGUCAAGUACUGCUAUCUUGAGUAGUUCCGCUCCCGCGUCAAGCACUGCUGCCUUGUAUAGUUCCUCCAUACCAAUGAUGGGACCUCCUCCAACUGCCUACCCAUAUCAAUGGAGCAACCAGCAACACCCAUGGAUCUCUACUUCCGCUCCCAUGUCUAGCUCCGCAAGUAGUGUCAGCUCUAGUGUAGCUGUCAGUUCUAGUGUACAAACCAGCGCUAGUGUCGCUGCUAGCUCUUGUUCGGCUUUACCAACAUUUAUUCCUCCAACUUCUACCAACCCAUAUCCAUGUGGCAGUGAGGAAAAUAAAGUGCAGCAAAGUAACUCUGUUGAAGAAAUUAGUGAGGCCACAUUAGACUCGAUAGAGGUUGAAGCGCAAUCUACUGCCUCUUUUGGUAAUACGGUUGAUACCAAAAAGGCUGGCACUGAUGGGGAUGAUAUCACUGAGGAGCCAAAGCCAGGGAUGCACUUCGAGUCGGAGGAUGAGUUAAUGAAUUACUAUAAACAAUACGGAAAGCAAUAUGGUUUUCCGAUAAUGACACAAAGGAGUAAAAGAGAGAAAGAUGGGACUAUGAAAUAUGUCACUGUGGGAUGUGCUCGGGGUGGCAAGGCACGAAAUAGGUCGUCAAACGGCUCCAAGCCUCGGCCAACAAGCAAGACAGACUGCAAGGUAAGGAUGAAUGCCAUGUUAAAGGAUGAGAAGCUGUGUGUUACAUCUGUAUUUAACACACACAAUCAUGGGCUCAGUCCAAGAAAAGCCAGGUUUUUCAGAUGCAACAGAGAAGUUAACGAGUCUGUUAGGAGGGUGUUGGAUACUAAUGAUGAGGCUGGCAUACGGAUGAAUAAGAGUUUCCAUGCUCUUGUGACUGAAGCGGGUGGGUAUGAGAACGUACCAUUUGGAGAAAAAGAUUGUCGUAACUAUAUUGACAAGGCACGACACCUGCGUCUUGGUAAAGGUGGUGCUCAAGCGCUGUUUGAGUAUUUUAGAAGGAUGCAAAACAAGAAUGAUGGUUUUUUCAGCCUCAUGGAAUUAGAUGAUGAUGAUAGACUGAAAAGUGUGUUUUGGGCAGACGCCCGUAGUAGAGGGGCAUACAACUACUUUGGAGAUGUGGUAACAUUCGAUACCACAUACUUGACAAAUAGGUAUGGAAUGCCAUUUGCACCUUUUGUGGGUGUAAACCAUCAUGGACAGUCAAUCCUUUUCGGUGCAGGCCUUAUUUCAAGUGAGGAUACAGAAUCGUUUAUUUGGUUAUUUAAAACUUGGCUUGAUUGCAUGGAUGGAAAAGCGCCGAAUGUUAUUAUUACAAAUCAAGAUCGCGCAAUGAAAAAUGCGAUCGCCAUUGUCUUCCCGCACACGCGGCAUAGAUAUUGCUUGUGGCAUAUAUUGCGAAAGGUCCCUGAGAAACUUGGUUCACAUGGUCAAUACAAAUGUGGUCUGAAAAGUAAGUUGCUAUCUUGUGUAUAUGACUCCCUUACAAUUGAGGAGUUUGAGAAUUCUUGGAAAAGCCUCAAUGAUACUUUCAACUUGCAUGAAAAUGCAUGGUUGCAAAGCUUAUAUGCAGAAAAAGAGUUUUGGGUGUCGUUCGACAAUGCUCUCAAGAAAAAAGUUGAGAACGAAAACCAAGCUGACUUCAAUUCAUUUAACUUCACCAUUCCUUGCAUAUCACACUUGGCUCUUGAGAAGAAGUUUCAAGAUGUCUACACAAAUGCAAAAUUUAAGGAAGUUCAACAAGAGAUAAUGGGAAUGAUAUAUUGUCAUUGUCGUUUCGAGAAAAUGGAGGGAGUAAUCGCAAUUUACUCGGUCGAUGAUCAAGUAAAGGCUGAAGAUUUCAUCAAGGAGGUUACGUAUACUCUUUACUUUAAUGAGGCCGAGUGUGAGGCGAAGUGUGUUUGUGGGUUGUUUGAGAUGCGAGGGGUAAUAUGUAGACAUAUUCUUGCAAUCUUUUCAGCUAAGAAAGUCCGUGAGUUGCCAGAGAAGUACAUAUUAGACCGGUGGCGGAAAGACAUAAAACGGACUUAUACUAUUAUUCCGACCAAUUAUGACGCUGUUGAUCAGAGACCUGAAACUGUUAGGUAUAAACGUAUUUUGAGAACUUUCAAUGAGCCCUCCAACACGGAUUCCAAUGUUGGAGGAAGUACCGUGGAUGCAUUCACAGAAGGAAGUUCCAAGAAGGUGCUAAGUCCCCAUGUUGUCAGAGGCAAGGGAAGACCCCCGUGUAAGAGGAGGAUGUCCAAGAUGAAGGAAAGAGUGAAGAAAAUUAAAACUAAGACUGCAAAUAAGAGAAAAGAUAAAGGAAAAAGUUGCACUGUGAGGCAUAGAUUGGACACCGAACCAUUGGAAAGCACUGAAAACCAACUCGGCCUAUCGGAAAUGAGGAUGGAAGAAAAUGUACAAACUCCCAUAAUGGUCAAUGAAGAAAGUGGACAACAUCCAGUGAUGGGGACACAAGAAAGUAUACAACUAGGAAUGGAUGGAACGCAGCCAGAGACGAAAUUUGGAACGCAACCCAGCAGUUUCUAG
Molecule: messenger RNA, 2733 nt
Organism: Juglans regia (Persian walnut)
Lineage: Eukaryota; Viridiplantae; Streptophyta; Magnoliopsida; Fagales; Juglandaceae
Product: protein FAR1-RELATED SEQUENCE 5-like
Exons: 9
Coding region: 1-2733 (910 amino acids)
Molecular function (GO): zinc ion binding
Source: RefSeq, a predicted model, not a curated record